This is a messenger RNA of Torulaspora globosa, 963 nucleotides long. It is a transcript of the gene ATP11, whose product is annotated as Atp11p. Gene Ontology annotation, cellular component: mitochondrion. The record is from RefSeq and is a predicted model, not a curated record. Bases 1 to 963 code for a protein of 320 amino acids. Lineage: Eukaryota; Fungi; Ascomycota; Saccharomycetes; Saccharomycetales; Saccharomycetaceae. The transcript has a single exon. Gene Ontology annotation, biological process: mitochondrial proton-transporting ATP synthase complex assembly.
AUGUCUUUUCUAGCUAGACGGCUUCGUUAUAAAAUAGCAUCACCUUUCAUCCAGACUAGACUAGCGUCGUUAGUAUCAUACGAUAUCUAUCUGCAAAGACGGCCUAAACAAUCGUAUUCGACAGCUCCAAUCGAUAAAUACCAGGAGAAACUUCUGAAGAAGGCGAAAGAACAGGGCUUUGAUUCCGUUGGCGAAUUUCUAGAGAGUGCCAAGGCAGAUAUCGACAAGAAGAAGAAAGACUUCAAUAGGAUCGAUCCAUUGAAGGAACUGGAAGAUUACGAACAGCGUAUGAAAAUGUCAGCUAAUAACGCGGGGAUGACCAGCGCAAGGGGACCCAUUGACGCCAGCCAAGCGAAGGUGCCGUUCAAGACUCUGGAUUCGUUCUUGAACGUCGAAAAGAUUAAAGAGCUGUCCAAGCAGGAGGUCGAGUUUCUGUGGAGGGCGAAAUGGAUGAGCAAGGACGAUGCCCUGUGUGCCGUGGUUCCCGUGAACAUCUUUGACAGGAUGAUGACCAACGCAAAGAGCAAUCCGAUCUUUGUGCUGCCGCUGCCUAGAGCAGCCGCAGACGGAAAAGAGGCUCCAGAUCAGACGCAAAGCGUCGAGUUGCACUACAUCCAAUGGCAGUUCGUCGGCCCAAAUACCGUUCACUGCAUCAUGACAUCGUUGGCCGAGUUCAAAUUGCACAACGAGUAUGCCAAACCGCAUACGACCUUCCAAUUCCACUUGGAGAUGGCCAAAGAAAAGAAGAUUGUGCUGAUGAACGGUCAAGUGGAACCAGAUAUCAACGUCUCGCUACAGGACGCUCAGCUUCUGCUGCUGAACGUCCAGAGAUUCUGGGGCGCCAUGGGCGAGGAAACGCCGAUCGCUAAGCAGAGGUUGAAGCUGCUACGGGACUUUACCAGAGGCUCCACAGAUUUCAACGUCGACCUACUGAUAAGUUUAUCGCAAUCUAUGGAGAAUUGA